UUCAUAAAUUCCUUAGUAGAUUUGGAGUCAAUCGAUUUUCAGGGAGGCUGUAGGAAAGCAGGCUGUAUGAAAAAGAUGAAGAUCUUAAUAAUAUUAUUUUUGGUGAUAAAAGGAACGUCGGCGCAAAGUUGCAAGGAAGGCUCUGUAGAACACGACCAUCUUGGUCAGCGUCGCACGUGUCGUGGCGGGAAAUGGAGCGCGCCUUGCCGCGUGCGGCGAGAAUGGAACGGAAUGCUUCCUGGAGAGAGGUACCGUUUCAUAAGCACACUAAAAAAGGCAUCAACAAGAUCUGAUUAUCGAAACCUUGUCAUCAGACACACAAAACAGUUCAGUAAAAUUCAUAACAACAGGCAGUUCCUCCCUUGGCAUCGCUGGUAUUUGUUGCAGAUGGAGAACAUUCUUCGUAAAGUGGACCCAAUCGUGACGGUGCCCUAUUGGGACUGGAGUCUAUGGUCCGGGGCACCCUGGUUGGAUAAGGUCAUGAGCACGUGGAGCAAUGCACCAUGGGGCUUAGGAAGCAAUGGUGGAAGAGAUGGUUGUGUGUACAGUGGACCCUUUGGGAAACGGCAUUUUACGCUGACAAGCGGAGGAUGCCUCAAGAGAAAUUUCAAUGGUAAUCCCCCAGACUGCAUAGCAGUUCAUAAAUGCCUGCGCAUCCUCUCCAACAAGUUCACCGACUUCGAAAUGACACUCCGGGACACCUUGCACAACAACAUGCAUUGUAGGAUUGGUGGGAGAGGCGGGACCAUGUGCAGCAGGCAGUCAGCCAAUGCCCCAGAAUUCCUCUUGCACCACGCAUUCACCGACAAACUCUGGUCUGAUUGGCAGAAGAAGGGAACCCGAUAUAAAAAUGCUUACUUUCCAGGGACCAUUUAUCUCUACGGAGUGUCCCCCCGGCUCAGGCCUCUGAACUUGAUGGAUCUGUCCAGACAGCCCGGCGGGGUUUGUGUGACCUAUGACGACCCUCCUCAUGAGAACUACAAAUUAUGUCACGAACAACUUGCCAGUUUAAGCUUAGCAGAGAUUGACGCUAUUCCCAGACAGAAGUUCACACGGCUUAGUAGUCUGGAGUUCGACUUGUUCAUGACAAGGAAGAGGGAGAAGGCGCAAGUAAACAGAGAAAUGAACGACCUUGAACCCAAGCACGUCUUGUCGAAAAGCACCAAGUUAAAUUCUCAGGACAAUCAACUGGGCUUCAAGGCAGAGGAUGUCAAAGAAGCUAUAAAAAGAAAGAAGAAGAAGAGAGAAGAAAUAAUCAUGAAAUCAAAUUUCCAUUAGCAGACAGAAAAUCUGAACAUCAUUGACUACAGAACGUCCUAUGAAGGGACUGUCAUUCAAGUGGGAUUAGCUCUUUGUAUAACAGACUCCAUAUAAAGCCCCAUUUUUAUAUCCUCUAACAGUGCAAUACUGAAGAAAAAAGAAACAUGAUGGUUUCUGUAUGUGUACAUUAAGACAUGAAUC
Pocillopora verrucosa is the source of this 1461-nucleotide messenger RNA. Its product is annotated as tyrosinase. Gene Ontology annotation, molecular function: oxidoreductase activity. Lineage: Eukaryota; Metazoa; Cnidaria; Anthozoa; Scleractinia; Pocilloporidae. The record is from RefSeq and is a predicted model, not a curated record.